UCAGCAGCCGCUACGCCUUUGACGGAGAUCUCCGAUGCGAGCCCUCAGCCCACCGUUACCAGCUCGGAACGCGGCGGGGCCGCACACGGUUAGAGUCCAGGAUGAGUUAUGCAGAAAAACCUGAUGAAAUCACGAAAGAUGAAUGGAUGGAAAAACUUAAUAACUUGCAUAUCCAGAGAGCAGACAUGAACCGCCUUAUCAUGAACUACCUUGUCACAGAGGGCUUUAAAGAAGCAGCAGAGAAAUUCCGGAUGGAGUCUGGAAUUGAACCCAGUGUUGAUUUAGAGACUCUGGAUGAAAGAAUAAAGAUCCGCGAGAUGAUAUUGAAAGGACAGAUCCAGGAAGCCAUUGCAUUGAUAAACAGCCUCCAUCCAGAACUGCUGGAUACAAACAGAUAUCUCUACUUUCACUUGCAGCAACAGCACUUGAUUGAACUGAUUCGGCAGCGCGAGACGGAGGCAGCUCUGGAAUUUGCUCAGACCCAAUUAGCAGAACAAGGGGAGGAGAGCAGGGAAUGCCUGACAGAAAUGGAGCGCACGCUGGCCCUGCUUGCCUUUGAUAAUCCCGAGGAGUCACCGUUUGGAGACUUGCUUAACAUGAUGCAGCGGCAGAAGGUGUGGAGUGAGGUUAAUCAAGCUGUUCUAGACUAUGAAAAUCGUGAAUCAACACCCAAGUUGGCGAAAUUACUGAAACUACUACUGUGGGCUCAGAAUGAGCUGGACCAGAAGAAAGUGAAAUACCCCAAAAUGACAGACCUCAGCAAGGGGACGAUCGAAGAGCCCAAGUAAAAUGUGUGCAGAUGGACAUCAAACAAUCUUAGUACUGCACAGUAUACAUUUAUAUCAGUCUGUGACUGAAAUAUUUUUACUACAGUACAGCACUCAAUUCAGAUUUUUCAAUGAACAUCUAAUUUGAAGGGAGAAAAGUCCCUUUUAAAUGCUGCAAAAACUGCAUUGAAAGGCGCUGUAUCUCUUUGAAAGUCUGACUUAGGCUAUGCACUAUAAUACAUUUUUAAAAAAACCAAUUAAACAGGACAGGAAAAAUAGCAUUUUUAAAAGUACAGAACUCAAGCUUUCUAAUUGGCUGCUGAUGCCUAGUUUAGUGGCCAGUGAGUUAAUAUGGAGUUAUAUUGGCAACUGUUCGGUUCAGUUUAACUGUCUCCUGUUUGAAAUGUGUAUAUAGAACAGUGAAUAUUUUCUACCUGUAAGUUAUAGCCAGAUAUACAUUCCCCUUAAAAGUAACUGGUCAAGUUUUCAUCUAUAAACUUCGCAGUAAGGUCAACAUUUUGCUUAGGAAAUAGUGUACAGACUUGUAAAUCAUAAUUUAAGGACUUUAGGUUUUUGGGUUUUUUUCUUCCUUGUUUCUGACUUCUUGGUGCUUUAUAUGGUGAGAGCUAUGUUCAUAAUGGAUCAGUGACCCAUCUUUUCAGGAGGAGUAUUGAUGGAAAUAAGUUUGUUUUUCUUAAUUUUCAUGAAUGACCAAAAUGGCCCCAGAGGCGUUGGAGGGUUUUUGUUAACAGGGGCCUUUCCCCCACAUGUCACAUUUGCAGUUGUAGACACUGCAGUGGUUCCAGGUGGCUGAUACAGCUUUGAAGGCCACUGGAUGUCUGUAGGAUGAAAGACUUGUGUUGGGAAAUCAAGUGGUGGGGAGAGAUGCUUGUUGAAGCCUCUGAUGCAUCAUCUUGUGCAGGAUCUGCCUUCAUGCUUGCUGAAUUGUAGUUUUAGAGCUACUUGGGCUGUAUUUAUGCCUUGAGCUGAGCAGAGCAGGGCUGUCUAAUACCAGAAAUUUCCGUUUUCUCACUUCUUCCAUACCUUUCUGAAGAGAUGCAGUUCAUCUUCGUCUGUAUUCGUUUACUGACUGUCCUCACUCCAGUUAGAAUUAUAGUUUUAAUGUUUUCCAUGUGAAGUCCAGACUUUCAAGUCAGCAAAUUGUAAUCUUCUGGGUAUGGGAUGUUCUGGUCGACUGAUGGCAGCGCUGCACACUGGUUUGUACCCAGUGGUGGGAAGCACUAAUCUUGCCAAAUCUAUCUCUAGAUUUUUAGGUCUGUAUAUCAAGUUUUGCUGAGCAAAGAGCGAGCUGAUGAGUGAAACAGCUUAACAUCAUGAGACACUGGCAGUUGUCACACCAGUCCCAUACUGUACAUAAUCUAGUCUUGUAUGGUAGGUAUUACCCUGUAGAAUGAAACUUAGUUUUCACUUAAUUUUACUGGAAUACUUAACGCAUUAAACUGUAUAAAGCUUUGCAGAUACACCUGGCUUAAGGGAACUAACAAAACCUGUUACUGAUUGCAUUACUGUGAACACUGUUUACUUGUGUAGCUAUUUUUUUGGGGGAAGCCAUUGUUUGUUAAGCAGCUAUGAGAGAUGCAGAGCACCAAGGUUAAGCGAGAUGAUGGAUGCAACAAAAUCGUUUGUUCCCAUUGCUUAUUGAUCGUUCUGUUCUCCACUUUGAGGCAUUUGUGGUAUGGAGGUCUUAAAGUUUAUAUGUAACAAACAAGCUUAUCAGUAGCCCCCCAACUACAGCAGCAGCCUGGCUUUCCUUCACCCAGGCUGGUUAUUCUAACACCAAACUUUUAACAGUUGUGGGUUUGGUUGUUUUGGUUUUUUAUUUUUAAUUUUUUUUUUUCUUUUUGAAGUCGGUUGAUGUCUGAAAACCAUGUAUAACUUUUAGUUUGUGAGAAACUGUAUGGUUAACGUAACCUUGUUUAAUAACAAACUGCAGAAACAAAACUGGAAUAGCUCUCAUUCCUUCACAUAGAACUGAUCAGCUUUUCCUCUGUUCUGACACUUUUGUGUUGUCGAGUCUCAUGUCAAGCUUCUCCCGGGUGAAGUGGAAAGUGGUGCGGUUUUGUGGCAUGACUAGCAUUUUUCUCCAUGAGAAAUGCAGUAUUACAGCCCUGGGUGAGAAGUUCACUGUACUCCUAGAACGCUAAGUUAAUUCCAUAGAAUAUUUGGGCAGUGAUUGAGUGUAGAUUUACUUGAAUUUUCACUAGCUUGUUGGGUUUUUUUCCAUUAAAAAAUAAACACGUUUUUUAAGGGGGUUUAAUAUAAAAUUAGUCUAGAACUAUUUCACUUUGUUUUUAUGAACAUGCCACAUUGAUAAGCAGCUUUAAUCUGUAAAGUUUUUGGUAACUGCAAGAAGAUAUUCGAAAGCUAUGCAUUUUAGAGAAAGCAUAAAGGUAGUGAUAUUGGUACUUCUAAGGAUCUUUAUAUUAGUGUAUAUAAAAUAGUUUGCAUAUACAAAUAUAAUAUAUAAUCUGUUUGAAAUAUUCUUGAAUGGUAGGGGCUGUGAAACAUAUUAUAAUUUAUGGAAAUAUUGUACACAGUAAACAGACGUCUCAGUACACGAAUGAACUUUUGUCAUAUGCAUGAGAAGUGUCUUAUUUGGUGACUACUAAUGAAUGGGCUUUUGUUAACCCAUUUUUGUUAGAUAACCACUUUAACAAAUAUUAUUAAAUGCCACUUUGAUCAGU
Myiozetetes cayanensis is the source of this 3472-nucleotide messenger RNA. RefSeq names its product GID complex subunit 8 homolog (gene GID8). The record is from RefSeq and is a predicted model, not a curated record. Gene Ontology annotation, biological process: proteasome-mediated ubiquitin-dependent protein catabolic process; positive regulation of canonical Wnt signaling pathway. Gene Ontology annotation, cellular component: cytoplasm; nucleus. Gene Ontology annotation, molecular function: protein binding. Bases 102 to 788 code for a protein of 228 amino acids. The transcript has 5 exons. Lineage: Eukaryota; Metazoa; Chordata; Aves; Passeriformes; Tyrannidae.